AUGCCCUGGUGUUUUUCUCAUAUUUUCUUUCUUUAUUUUGCUCUAAAUGCUGCAGUUGGUCAUGAAUCAGUAGAGCUCUCAACUCUUGUGACUUUUCCAAGAACUGACAUUACUACUAGUGCAGUUUCUUUGCCUAUUCAAGAUCUUUAUGGAGUGUCCACUAGUGUUCUUGAAGCUGAAAAUUGGCUAAGAAGCAAUGUUUUAGCUCACUAUCCAGCUACAAAUAUCACUACUAUUCUUGUUGGUCAUACUCUUUUGUGCAAAAUAAAUCAAGAAAACAGAAUGAGGUUAAUCUUGCCAUCAGCUAAGAACAUUUACUAUUCACUUACAAGAUGGGGUUUGCAUACUGAAAUCAAAGUGUCCACUUCUUUUUCUUCCAACUGUUUGGACCAAGAUUCUGGUUUGUACAAUCUUGAUUUGGCUCAAGAGUAUAUUAAACCUCUUCUUGACUUCUUUCAACAUGUUAAUGCACCCUAUGUAGUGAACUUAGGAUAUUUGGAUGUAAAGAUUGAAUCUUUGAUGAAUAGUCAUAUAGGGUCUAUGAAAAAAUUGGGAAAUUUUAGCCUAAACAAGAUUUUCUUGAUUAAUGAGAAACCAAAACAGGGAAGAUCCUUAAGUAGAAAGCUAUCAACUUUUGACUCAAAAUACAGUAAUUUUCCUUCAAGGCCAACCCCAUUAGCCCCAAAUCCAAAUCUGCCAUCUCCAGCAUUUGCUGCUAACAGUCCACUUCCUCCAUUAAUUGGAAACAUUUCACCUCCUUUUGCUCCUGAAAUGGCUCCUCCAUUGUUCAAUCCUAUUAGCCCUUCUUAUGGACCUCAUUUGCCACCUUGUAUACCAUCUCAUGGUGGGGGGUGGGGUGGAGUUGGGGGUCCAGUAGGUGCACCAGCAACAGGAGGUCAUGGUAGUAGUGGGCUAUGGUGUGUAGCUAAGCCUAGUGUACCACCAGAGACAUUGCAAGAGGCAUUAGAUUAUGCAUGUGGUGAAGGAGAUGCUGAUUGUGAAGCUAUUAGUCCUAGUGGAAGUUGUUUUUACCCUGAUACUGUUGUGGCUCAUGCUUCUUAUGCUUUCAAUAGUUACUGGCAGAAAACAAAAGGCAAUGGUGGUACUUGUGGAUUUGGAGGCACAGCUAUGCUAAUUAACUCUGAUCCAAGCUAUCUCCAUUGUCGAUUCAUUCUUGCAUGA
Messenger RNA from Solanum tuberosum (potato), 1182 nucleotides. Its product is annotated as glucan endo-1,3-beta-glucosidase 1-like. Gene Ontology annotation, biological process: carbohydrate metabolic process. Lineage: Eukaryota; Viridiplantae; Streptophyta; Magnoliopsida; Solanales; Solanaceae. The record is from RefSeq and is marked provisional. Gene Ontology annotation, molecular function: hydrolase activity, hydrolyzing O-glycosyl compounds.